Oncorhynchus nerka (sockeye salmon) is the source of this 3103-nucleotide messenger RNA. RefSeq names its product ADAMTS-like protein 2. NCBI's taxonomy places the organism in Eukaryota, Metazoa, Chordata, Actinopteri, Salmoniformes, Salmonidae. Gene Ontology annotation, molecular function: metalloendopeptidase activity. The transcript has 18 exons. Gene Ontology annotation, cellular component: extracellular matrix. The record is from RefSeq and is a predicted model, not a curated record. The coding region runs from base 1 to 2805 and encodes 934 amino acids. Gene Ontology annotation, biological process: proteolysis; extracellular matrix organization.
AUGCGGAUCUGGUCGUGGGAACAAUGUGGGGAGACUAGCCUGGUGCUACUGGGGUUCCUCACCCUGGGAUUGUCUGUAGGGAACCUCUCAACCAGGGGACAGGAGGAUGGGGCAGCCUCCAACAGUCUGGAGGAUGAGCUGGAGUCCACCACAUUCUGGUGGGGGGAGUGGGCCAAGUGGACCGCCUGCACGCGCACCUGUGGAGGUGGGGUCAUGUCCCAGGAGAGGCAUUGUCUCAAACAGAGAAAGAAAGCAGCCGCUGGUAGAGACAACAUGACCUGCACUGGCACUUCUAAAAAAUACCUCCUCUGUAACACCAAGGACUGCCCUUCCUCUGGGAGAAGCUUCAGGGAAGAGCAGUGCUGGUCGUUCAACUCACAGGUCUACAAUGGCAGGAACUACCACUGGAAACCCCUGUAUCCCGAUGACUAUGUCCAUAUCUCCAGUAACCCAUGUGACCUGCACUGCACCACAGCCGACGGCCAGAGACAGCUGAUGGUUCCUGCCCGAGACGGAACAUCCUGCAAGUACAGCAACUACAGAGGGGUCUGUGUGGACGGCAGAUGUGAGCCAAUCGGGUGUGAUGGAGUGCUCUUCUCGCCCAAUACACUGGAUACGUGUGGAGUGUGUCAGGGGGAUGGCAGCAGCUGCAGCAGGGUCAAUGGAAACUUCCGCCGCGAGGCCACCAGUUUGGGUUACUCCUUUAUCACAACAAUCCCUGAGGGUUCCUGGGACAUCCAGAUCAUUGAGAGGAAGAAGUCAGCUGAUGUUUUGGCUGUGACUGAUCAGGCGGGGAACUUCUUUUUCAAUGGAAACUACAAGGUGGACAGCCCCCAGAACUUCCAUGCGGCGGGUACCGUCUUCAAGUACCGGCGGCCCAUGGAUGUGUAUGAGACGGGAAUCGAGUACAUCGUAGCCAAAGGGCCCAUCAACCAGGCCAUCAAUGUUCUGGUGUGGAACCAGAAUGGUCGUAUCCCUUACAUUACGUACGAGUACACCGUCCUACGGGAGUCCCUGUCCCCCAUCCCUCAACCCCCUGUCUACACUGGCCCCGACAGCACCACCCCUGGGGUUUCCGUGGAGAUGGGCAGUAUGGUGGCCCCCAACGAGAGCACGUAUGACAAGGCGAUACCUGAGACUCAGCAGAACCGUUUGUUGAAGAAGGGGGCCGAGAUGGCAUGGGCCGAGGGCCAGGAGACCAAUGAGGUGAAUGAGGAUACAGCAGCCAUUGACUGUGACCAGGACAGCCCAACCCUUCCACAAUACACAGAUGGCAACAGCAGUCACACAGGCAGUGUAGCAGUCCCUGCCCCUGCAGCCAGCAGGCCUUUAGAGGAGGUGCCAGACCCAGAGAACCUCAUCUGGAGAGUCUUGCUGGGCGAGCGGAUUGGUCCAGAUGUGGGAGAGGGACUGUUCUCGUCAGAGGUGGGGCCAUUGGAGGUAGACCAUAGCAGUGUGAAGUUCCCCCUCAAAAGCUCACUGGGGGAGUUCAGUCUGGGCCGGCGGAGGAAUGAUACUGGAGACCUGCUGUUCCCCAACAGGACGUUGCUGACAGGGAUGAGGAGCAACAACCGUACCAACAGAACCAGGACCAUUCAGAGGUUCCUGCAGAAGAACUUCAAGCUGAGCCCUGCAGACAUGUACCGCUGGAAACUGUCUUCUCAGGAACCCUGCACCUCCACCUGCUCUAUAGGAGUGUCAAAGUCCUUUGCCAUGUGUGUGCGCUACGAUGGAGCUGAGGUAGAUGACAUGCAGUGUGACAAUAUGACCCGACCUGAGCCUGUUCAUGACUUCUGCAUUGGGAGGGAGUGCCAGCCCAGGUGGGAGGCCAGCAGUUGGAGUGAAUGUUCUCGUACUUGUGGUGAGGGCUUCCAGUUCCGUCUGGUGCGCUGCUGGAAGAUGCUGUCCCCCGGGCUGGACAGCUCUGUGUACAGUGAUCUCUGCACCGUGGCAGAACUGGAGAGGCCCCUGGAGCGCCGUGCCUGUAAGAGCCCCACCUGUGGCCCCCAAUGGGAGGUGGCCGAGUGGACUGAGUGUCCAGCCAAGUGUGGCCACAGGGCCCAGGUGACCCGGGAGGUCAGGUGUUCAGACGAAACCAAGUUAUGUGAUCCCCCGACCCGCCCCCCUAACAUUAAGAACUGCACAGGCUCGCCCUGCGAACGCCAGUGGACUGUGUCAGAGUGGGGGCCAUGCUCGGGGUUGUGCGGCCAGGGGAAGAUGGUACGCCACGUGUACUGUAAGACACCAGAGGGCCGUGUGGUGCCUGAAUCUCAGUGCUCUCCGGAGAAUAAGCCCCUGGCCAUCCAUCCCUGUGGGGAGAAGGACUGUGCCCCACACUGGCUCACUCAGGACUGGGAGAGGUGUAACACGACAUGUGGCCGCGGUGUGAAGCGGAGGAUCGUGCAAUGCGCCGGCAUCACCGCUGGGAAGUUCCAGACCCACGACAACGAGGACUGUGGUGCCAGUGAGAGGCCAGAGGACGAGAACACCUGCUUUGAGAGGCCCUGUUUCAAGUGGUACACCACACCCUGGUCUGAGUGCACUAAGAUGUGUGGUGUGGGUGUUAGGAUGAGAGAUGUAAAGUGCUACCAGGCUAGGGAGAUCGUGAGAGGGUGUGACUCACUGACCAAGCCUGUGGCCAAGCAGACCUGCGCCCUGCAACCCUGUCCCACUGAACCCCCAGAUGAGAGCUGUCAGGACCGACCCACCACCAACUGCUCUCUAGCUCUGAAGGUGAACCUGUGCAGUCACUGGUACUACAGCAAGGCCUGCUGCCAUUCCUGCAGGGCCCAGCACACCUCUUAGUAUUGCCUGACACUCCCAAAGCCUUUCCCCCAUAGUAGGCUACUCUACUUCACCACAGUAAGUUACUCUACUACACCACACUAGGCUACUCUACUACACUACAGUAAACUACUCUACAGUAAGUUACUCUACUACACCACACUAGGCUACUCUACUACACCACACUAGGCUACUCUACUACACUACAGUAGACUACUACACAGUAAGUUACUCUACUACAACACACUAGGCUACUCUACUACACUACAGUAGACUAUUAUACAGUAAGUUACUCUACUACACCACACUAGGCUACUCU